Molecule: messenger RNA, 1183 nt
Organism: Paraphaeosphaeria sporulosa
Lineage: Eukaryota; Fungi; Ascomycota; Dothideomycetes; Pleosporales; Didymosphaeriaceae
Product: carbon-nitrogen hydrolase
Exons: 2
Coding region: 70-1122 (350 amino acids)
Molecular function (GO): catalytic activity
Source: RefSeq, a predicted model, not a curated record
CACUUCAUUGCAAAGGCAUCGCACAUUCUAAUAUUGUAGUCUUUUCGGGGAUUGAACGAAUUUUCCAGCAUGUCCGCAAAGUUGACCAAAUUCAAAGUGGCAGCAGCGCACGCAGCACCAGUGUUCAUGAAUAAAAAAGCAACAAUCAGAAAGUGUAUCUCACUCAUUGAAGAAGCCGCCAAUGAUGAAAUCAGACUCCUCGUCUUCCCCGAGACCUUCGUCCCUGGGUAUCCUUAUUUCAUCGAGUGCUACCCUCCCCUUAGGCAAGUGGGAGCACUGGCGAAAUAUGCCGAAGAAAGCGUUGUAGUGGAGCCUAACGGAGAAGACAUGAGCGGCCUUCAAGAUGCCUGCCGACGCACCGGCGUUGCCAUCAGCCUAGGCAUUUCCGAACGUAUCUCCGGAGGGCAUACGCUCUUCAACUCCCAAGUGAUCAUCGACAACGACGGCACCAUCUUAGGCGUCCACAGAAAACUCCAACCCACGUAUGUUGAGCGCAUUCUAUGGGCCCAAGGCAACGGAAGCACCUUGAAGAACUGGCCGCUUUCACUUGGGUACAAUAUUGGUGGUCUGGCUUGCUGGGAGCAUACAAUGAACGGAGCGCGGCAGGCAUUGAUCGCGCAGAAUCAACAUAUCCACGCUGGCGCGUGGCCAGCGCUUUCCACCAUGUCUGGAUUCGAAGAGGUCGCCGAUGCGCAGAUCGAAGCACUCAUGAAGGCACACGCUCUCACGGCUCAGGUCUUUGUCAUCACAGCGUCUAACUAUGUUGACGAAUCGUGCCUAGAAUGGAUGAAGGAGAACCUGGGAGAACAAGAGUUUGUCAAGGCUGGGGGCGGUUGGUCGGCUAUCAUACACCCCUUCUGCGCUUUCAUCGCGGGUCCGCAUACCGGGAGCGACGAGAAAUUGAUCCAGGGUGAACUCGACUUCUCCUCCAUGGGCGCAGUAAAGGUCUGGAUCGAUGCAGCUGGUCAUUAUCAGAGGCCGGAAAUAUUGGAGUUCAAGUUCGAUAAUAAACCGUAUUGGGCUGACGAGAAGUCGGAUCGUUUCAAAGCCCAAACGAGGAAUCGAAGCAGUCCGGCCGAAGAUAGCACCACGAGUCCUUACACCGGCAUUUUGGAUGAAUGACUGAAUCAGGUAGCUAGCCGAUACAUAAUUACGCAAUUGAUGGUAGCAAAAUGACAGGAUC